Messenger RNA from Momordica charantia (bitter melon), 2606 nucleotides. It is a transcript of the gene PFK4, whose product is annotated as phosphofructokinase 4. The record is from RefSeq and is a predicted model, not a curated record. Lineage: Eukaryota; Viridiplantae; Streptophyta; Magnoliopsida; Cucurbitales; Cucurbitaceae. Gene Ontology annotation, biological process: fructose 6-phosphate metabolic process; glycolytic process. Gene Ontology annotation, molecular function: ATP binding; 6-phosphofructokinase activity.
AUUCACUCGCUGUUCCGUUUCUCGUUGAAUCAAACUCGUUUCGUUCCAUCUGAAAAAUUCUCUACCUGCAAGAAGUUCGGAAUCUCCACUUCCAUGGAUAUUGCAAUCUCCACUCCAUCGCUUCACCUUUACUCCUCUCCCCUUUCCUUCAAUUCCCGCACUGCGAUCUCGCUUCAGGCUCCUAGAGGUUGGAAUGCGCAUUCCACGGGCUUGCUCUUCGGUUCUCAUCGGGUUGGGCGAAGGAUCAUCACUGUCAAAGCAGAUCAGUCUUCUUCUGGAGCCACGGACGAUGGUUUCAUCAUCGAAGACGUCCCUCACUUGACAGACUUUCUUCCUGACUUACCGUCAUAUCCAAAUCAACUGCAAAACAGUCGGGCUUAUGCAAUUGUCAAGGAAACUUUUGUAAAGUCAGAAGAUUUUGUUGCACAAAAAAUUGUAGUUACGAAAGAUAGCUCUAGAGGAGUACAUUUUCGGCGUGCAGGUCCCCGUGAAAAGGUUUAUUUCAAGUCAGAUGAGGUGCGUGCUUGUGUAGUAACAUGUGGGGGAUUAUGCCCUGGGAUUAACACAGUGGUUCGGGAGAUAGUCUGUGGCUUGAACUAUAUGUAUGGUGUUAAUGAUAUACUUGGAAUUGAGGGAGGAUAUAGAGGGUUUUACUCCAAAAAUACAUUAAAAUUGACACCUAAAGUUGUCAACAAUAUCCACAAACACGGUGGUACUUUUCUUCGUACUUCACGAGGAGGCCAUGAUACAAAUAAGAUUGUUGAUAAUAUCCAGGAUCGUGGAAUAAAUCAGGUGUAUAUCAUAGGUGGUGAUGGUACUCAAAGAGGAGCAGCUUUGAUUUAUCAGGAAGUUGCAGAACGUGGUCUUCAAGUUGCUGUUGCUGGGAUCCCCAAGACAAUUGAUAAUGACGUUGCUGUGAUAGACAAAUCUUUUGGUUUUGAUACUGCGGUCGAAGAAGCCCAGAGGGCCAUUAACGCUGCUCAUGUUGAGGUCGAAAGUGUAGACAAUGGAGUUGGAAUUGUUAAACUCAUGGGUCGAUAUAGUGGUUUUAUUGCCACCAUUGCAACUUUGGCAAGUAGAGACGUGGAUUGUUGCUUAAUACCAGAAUCUCCAUUCUACUUGGAAGGGACUGGAGGGCUCUUUGAAUUUAUAGAACAGCGGCUUAAAGAGAACGGGCAUGUGGUUAUUGUGUUAGCAGAAGGAGCAGGACAGGACUAUGUAGCUCAAGACAUGCAUGCAUUUGAGGAGAAAGAUGCAUCAGGAAAUAGAUUACUACUAGAUGUCGGUCCGUGGUUAUCUCAAAAGAUUAAGAAUCAUUUUACAAAGGUUCAGAAGAUGGCAAUAAAUAUGAAAUACAUAGAUCCUACAUAUAUGAUUCGAGCUAUCCCCAGUAAUGCUUCGGAUAAUGUAUAUUGCACCCUUCUUGCUCAGAGUGCUGUUCAUGGUGCCAUGGCUGGAUACACUGGAUUCACUGUUGGACCUGUUAAUAGCAGACACGCUUAUAUUCCAAUUUCUCGUGUUACGGAGACGCAAAACACGGUGAAGUUAACCGGCAGAAUGUGGGCAAGGCUUCUUGCAUCUACGAAUCAACCUAGUUUCGUGACAGAUAAUGAAGCACUGAACGGAGAAAAGGCUGCUGGUAUCAACAACGUCGAGAUUUCUACUCAGAGUUAAUGGUCAUUAGUUCGAUUCAUAUCGGAUUAAUCUCACUUCCAGAUUCUUUCAUGUUACCAGUCAGUAUGUUGGUUUGGCAAUUAGGAUUUUUGUGAGUACUCUUUGAUACACGAGCUCAGAGGAGCUCGCAACUAUGACUUUUGCUUCUUGCAUUUGCUCUCUCACACUCUCAUCUCAUUCAGACAACAGGUGCUGAACGAGAAGGGUGUUGGAAAAUUGUUCUCAAACAAAAUUCUGUUUUUUAGAUAAUGGUGGUCUACGAUAGAGCUUUAUUGCCUCUUUCUGGUUCAUUUUAGGUUUUGAGUUUCAUUUUGAUUUGGUUGUUAGGUUCCAAACUUAUACCUUCUUUUUUGUCCUUGAAGUUAGUCUUUUGUUUUUAACUUUUUAACAAACAAAAAAUGUGGCAAAAAUUUAUAAAUCUUUUGAAAGAAAAUAAUUAAAGAUUUUACUUCCAUCCUCUCUCCCUCCCACACCAUCUCUAGUGUACUGCCUCUCCCCAACCUCCACCGUUGCUUGUCUCCCCCACCUCCAAUGCGGAUGAAGCCCUCUUACGGGGGAGAGAAAGGGAGGAGGGCAUGGAGGUGGAGAGUCGACACGAUAAGAGGGUGAUAGAGGCGAGGACAUGGAGGUGGAGAGUUACAAUAAGAGGGUGGCAGAGGAAGGGAGACGACGUCGUAGCCAGACAUGAGGAAGGGGGUGGGGGGCAGCAAUAGGGUUAGUGCCAGAUGGGUGGCGAGGAUGGAGAUAGGGAGAGAGACUAUUUUUUAAUAAUUAUAAAAUUUUGUCGAUCCCAAGAGCAGUACUAUUGGUAAAAACUGGAGUUUCUUAGUCAUACUGGCUUAGAGUUUUCAAAUUCGAACAUUCUGGUGAGUUUAAUUUAAAAGCUUUUGAUAUCUUUUGAGUCUGGACUUGGGCGAGUAUUAAAAUUUCAG